AGUGGUAAAACGUUUGCUUACAUAUCUCUGACUUAUUAAAGUGACAAGUUGAUAUAUUAGUGAGAAAUGUCAAACAAAGGUGUCCAAUUCAGCGUGUAAAUGAGAUACAGUAUUGCAUUACAUGAUAAGCAAAGACACACAAGGCAGCGAGCACAGCGCGAAGGUGCGGGUAGUACCUCCAAAGUUCUGAUCACAGCCACUUGCACCCUGGCAGCAAGCGGUCGCCUUCACACUCACCAGGAGUACCCACACGUGCUGGGCGGUGGUGAAGUGUCCUGAAAUGCAACGCUGAGGGAAUCGCUGCUUGAUGAAACGCCAUCAGACAAAUGUAGGAGAGAAAGAGAGAGCAUUACGUAACAAAUCAUGACAAGUAUCCUGUCCGUGUAACUUUGUCUCAGCAGUAGAGUGACCUCACCCAGGCGGGUACACCCCACUCUCUCGUGGCGGAGCCUUACCCACGAAGGCCACAGAGUCGGUGGUGUCGAGCAUGGGAGGCGGGGGGAGAUCUUAUUCCCUAACAAAGCAAGUGAAUAAAAUCAGGUAUAAAUAUCGGCGGUCACCUGAUGCUGGACACAUCCACAUCUGCCACCGUCACUGCACAAUGACCGCCAAGAUGCUCCUCCUCCUGGCUCUGGUGGCAGCUGCCGCCGCCGAGGGCUCUCACUCCCACGAGGACCUCUACAGGUCCCACGAAUCCUACGAGUCCGAGGAGCCCAAAUACGAGUACAACUACCAGGUCAAAGACGACAACGACAACGACUUCGGUCACGAGGAAAACCGUGACGGCGACCUCACCCAAGGGUCAUUCUACAACCACCUGCCCGACGGCCGCCGCCAGACGGUGAAGUACGUGGUGGACGGACAUUCCGGUUUCGUGGCCGACGUCAGCUAUGAGGGUGAGGCUCAUUACGACUCUGGGUCCUACGAGCCCCAUCCUCGGGAGGUCCGGGAGUCUUCCAGGCCAGGUCACGGAUCAGGUUCCCGUGAGCAGCAAGAGUCUCCUUUUAGUUUCCUCUCCCGCCACUCCCGUCAUUCCGGUGAAUCCAAAUUUAGAUUUGGAUUCCAGGAAUCGCUUGAGUCCCGUAGGGCCAGAGAGUUCAAGGAGUCCACAGAGAACAAUGGUAACUCAAGGUCCUCAGAGUCCAGGAGGUACCACAGUCCCGUGUACUACCAUCCCGUGUUUGACUCAGUAGAGUACCAGUCCAGGUCUGAAGAGAGCGAAGAGGACUACCUGACGUCCACCGCAUAUUUCAUCGAGAACUACAGACCACAGAUCCGCUACCAGCCAAGUUAAGCAGUCCUGCCUCCAAGGAAAAUUUUCCUCGUCCUUUAAGUCUAGAUGAUUCCAGCUCAGACAGGCAGAAACAAGAUCUUACUUUCUCUGACCUCCACGUCCCGCGCUGUCCUUCACUGCAGCGCGAGUGUGCCUGAAUCAAUAAACGAACAAUGACACACGUGAAGAACAAGGUCACGUGAAAUUUGUGCUGUUCCCAUUACAAACAAA
Scylla paramamosain (green mud crab) is the source of this 1504-nucleotide messenger RNA. RefSeq lists its product as uncharacterized. Lineage: Eukaryota; Metazoa; Arthropoda; Malacostraca; Decapoda; Portunidae. The transcript has 3 exons. Gene Ontology annotation, cellular component: extracellular matrix. The coding region runs from base 488 to 1294 and encodes 268 amino acids. The record is from RefSeq and is a predicted model, not a curated record.